This is a messenger RNA of Sphaerulina musiva SO2202, 1518 nucleotides long. RefSeq names its product FAD dependent oxidoreductase. NCBI's taxonomy places the organism in Eukaryota, Fungi, Ascomycota, Dothideomycetes, Mycosphaerellales, Mycosphaerellaceae. The coding region runs from base 1 to 1518 and encodes 505 amino acids. The transcript is spliced from 5 exons. The record is from RefSeq and is a predicted model, not a curated record. Gene Ontology annotation, molecular function: oxidoreductase activity. Gene Ontology annotation, cellular component: cytoplasm.
AUGGCAACAACACCAUGUCUUCCCGUCCCCAAUGCCACAAUCCCAUUCUGGCGAACAGACCUCGACCCCCUCGACUCACACCGAUCCACAGAAGAAUUACCUUCCCACUGUGACAUUCUCGUCAUCGGUGCAGGUUAUGCGGGCGCAUCCACUGUCCAUCAUAUUCUGAAACAGCAAACUUCGCCGUUGAAGAUUUUGCUGUUGGAGGCGAGAGAGGCUUGUUCGGGAGCUUCGGGGCGGAAUGGCGGCCACAUCAAACCCGACAUGUACUACAACAUCCUAAAAUACAGCCACCAAUACACUCCUUCGCAAGCCGCAUCAUUCGCUCGCUUCGAAGCCCAAAAUGUGCUUGCAGUGAAAAAUCUCGUCGAAGAAGAAGGUAUCGAUUGUGAUUUUGUUUUGACGAGAGCGGUAGAUGUUUAUCUCGAUGAAGAACAUUCGAGAGCUACUCUGGAGAAUUUUGGGAAAUUGAAGGAAUUGGGAAAGGCGGAGUUGGGGGAGGUGGAGGUUUUGGAGGGGAGGGAGGCGGAGGAGUUCUCCAAAAUCCACGCCGCAAAAUCCUGCUUCUCCUACCCAGCAGCCCAUCUCCAUCCCUACAAACUCGUCCUCCAUCUCCUCCGCAAAGCAAUUGUCCAAGGAGGCGUAAACCUCCAAACCCACACCCCCGUCACUUCCAUCUCCGACACACGCAACCACCACCACGACGGAGGAAAAAAUUAUUCUUACUGGACCAUCACAACCCCUCGAGGUCUCGUACGUGCUCGAAAAGUCAUUUUUUGCACAAAUGCGUAUACGGGAGGUAUUGCGCCGAUGUUUCGAGGGAAAAUAAUUCCUGUUAAAGGGGUUUGUUGUAGAAUUCUUAAUUCACCUCCUAAUACGAAUAAAUCACAACAACAACUUCCAACAAAUACCUAUAGUCUCCGCCACGCCCGCUCUUUAUACGACUAUCUCAUCCCUCGCGCUCAAGACAAUCCUCCUUCGAUAAUUCUCGGAGGAGCCAAACCCGUUUUCUGGCAUCAUCAACAACAAGAACAACAACAAUCUUCCCCUCCUCCCCCCUCAUCUCCUCCUCCCCCUUCUUUUCCAAUAUGGUACAACAACCCCAACGACAACACCCUCUUCCCUCCCCCCUACUCCUCCCAAAUCCAAGCAUACUUUCACGAAUUCCUCCCAAAACAUUUUAUCUCAUCCUCCUCAUCAUCCUCCUCAUCAUCCUCCUCCUCCUCCUCUUCUUUUUCCUCCUCUUCUAUCGAUAAAAUCUGGUCCGGAAUAAUGGGAUGGAGUACAGAUUCCAUGCCCUGGAUCGGCGCGAUUCCAAUCCCAAAUCUGAGAGGACAAGGUCAAUUUAUUUUGGCGGGUUUUAGUGGUCAUGGGAUGCCGGUUAUAUAUUUGGCGGCUGAGGCGGUGGCGAGGAUGGUUUUGGAUGAGAAGAAUUUUGAGGAGAUGGGUUUACCGGGAGUGUUUGAGGUGACGAGGGAGAGGUUGGAGAGAGAGGGGAAUGACAUUUUGGGGAGAUGA